UGUGUUCACUGCAGUUCUUGGGUCCCUGCAGUAUGGAUACAGUCUUGGAGUUAUCAACGCACCCCAGAAGGUAAUUGAAAAUUAUUAUGGGCGUACUCUGGGGGUGUGGUCAGAGAGGGCCGCGGUCCUCUCAGAAAACAGCACCGAAGAAGAAGAGUACCCAGAGGCGGGACAACACCCUGCCGUGAUCAUGUAUUGGUCACUGUCGGUGGCAAUCUUCUCCAUCGGAGGCAUGUUAUCAUCCUUCCUGGUGGGAUAUGUGGGAGACCUGAGAGGGAGGGUAAAGGGCAUGUUGAUUGUGAAUGUACUUGCUGUAGCAGCAGGAUUGCUGAUGGGUCUUUGCAAGAUGUGGAAACCUCACAUCCUGGUCAUCUCCGGCCGUGCUGUUAUGGGCUUUUACUGUGGGUUGACAUCCGGGCUAGUGCCUAUGUACAUUGGAGAGAUUGCACCUAAGGCUUACAGAGGGGCUCUGGGGACAUUACACCAGCUGGCUAUAGUCAUUGGCAUCCUAGUCAGCCAGGUAUUAGGCUUGGACUUUAUACUUGGUAAUGAUGCUAUGUGGCCCCUGAUGCUUGGUCUGUCUGGAGCUCCAGCAGUGUUACAAUCUUUACUGCUGCCUCUAUGCCCUGAGAGUCCAAGGUACCUUUACAUCGUACAGGGCAAGGAGCAAGAGGCCCGAAAAAGUCUGUUACGUCUGAAGGGAGAAUAUGAUCCAACUCCUGAUCUGGAAGAGAUGAGGAGAGAGAAAGAGGAAGCAGACAAGGAGCCAAGGGUCUCUAUCAUUUCUUUGAUCUGCUCGUCCGUGUACAGACAGCAGCUUGUUGUUGCCCUCAUGAUGCACCUCUCCCAACAGUUUUCUGGCAUCAAUGCGAUAUUUUAUUACUCCACGGCAAUCUUCACUCGGGCAGGUGUCGGUCAGCCGGUCUAUGCAACCAUAGGAGUUGGGGUUAUCAACACAAUCUUCACUAUGGUGUCUGUUGCACUGGUGGACAAGGCUGGCAGGCGCACUCUGACUCUGGUGGGUCUGGGAGGGAUGUGCUGCUGUGCAAUUGGCAUGACAGUGGGGCUCAAACUCCAGGGUGACUACCCAUGGAUGAGUUACGUCAGCAUGUCGGCUAUUUUCCUCUUCGUGAGUUUCUUUGAAAUUGGUCCUGGUCCGAUUCCAUGGUUCAUAGUUGCUGAACUGUUCAGUCAGGGACCCCGACCUGCAGCCAUCGCUCUGGCUGGCUGCUGCAACUGGACCAGCAACUUCAUCAUAGGCAUGACCUUUCCAUAUAUACAGACUUGGUUGGAUUCUUAUGUGUUCAUCCUGUUUGCUGGGCUGCUUUUCGGCUUCACAGUGUUUAUUUAUCUCCGGGUCCCCGAGACCAAGGGCAAAAGUUUUGAAGAGAUUGCUGCUGUCUUCCAGAAGGGCCGGAAAAAGUUGGAGCAGGGCACCAAAGACGCUCCUGAACUACAGGAGCUCAAAACAUCCACAGAUGCUUGAGACAACAGCUGUGUAUUAUUUAGGUAUAUUUGUGUGUGUGCAAAAGUGUGUCUAUCCGUCAGUAUUUCAAAUGUCAAGUGUUUAUCAUUGUAGUAUUUUAACAGUUGGGUUAUUAAGGAGUUAAUCACAGAAUUACACUUUUUUCUAAUAUAAAUAUGAGAGCGUUACAAAAACCAGCAGGGACUUACAAUAUCACAUGUAUGACAUAUGAAGUGGUGUUUACAUGUAAUGAUACUAUAGACUUGUACUACUGUACUGGAGUACAAUACUAUUGUGAAAGUGAAAAGGGAUACUUGUAUUGUUGAACCCACAGUGAUAUUGAGACUGACUCUGUGGUCCCCUUAACUGUACUGUGCUGUCACCUGUCCAACCCAGUCCCAUUACCAAAUGUGACAAAGUAGGCAAAGUCAGCAAACAGCUGGUGAACAUGGAGGCGAAUUAAGCAGCAAAGAGACAGAUAUUUCAUUCAGACGAAGCUGAAAGGAGCUGAAAGGAAAAAUAAUAUUUGGCUCACAUUCAUCGACUGGCUAAAAAACAGUAACUCCAGAUGUUUGCUAAUCUCUGUCUCUGUCUGCUUGAUUAGUUAAAAGGCAACUGUUGGAAAAAAAAGUGUAAUUUUACCGUAGUGAUUGCUGCUCCUUCUGCUGGUUUAUCAUUCAGAUAAUGUGACAAGAAAUAAACAGUAUUUUAUUUAUUGGCAUUACGCUAAAGUAAUUAAUGAUCUAUCACUACCUAAAAGGAUAUUACUUAUCUAUGGAAUUACUUCACCAUUUUCUGUCUUGAAAUAUACAUUAAACCUACCUUUGCUCAA
Trematomus bernacchii (emerald rockcod) is the source of this 2297-nucleotide messenger RNA. RefSeq names its product solute carrier family 2 member 2 (gene slc2a2). Lineage: Eukaryota; Metazoa; Chordata; Actinopteri; Perciformes; Nototheniidae. The record is from RefSeq and is a predicted model, not a curated record. The transcript is spliced from 11 exons. The coding region runs from base 191 to 1486 and encodes 431 amino acids. Gene Ontology annotation, molecular function: hexose transmembrane transporter activity. Gene Ontology annotation, cellular component: membrane; brush border. Gene Ontology annotation, biological process: monosaccharide transmembrane transport.